Messenger RNA from Diceros bicornis minor, 2562 nucleotides. RefSeq names its product paraneoplastic antigen Ma6E-like. The transcript has 5 exons. NCBI's taxonomy places the organism in Eukaryota, Metazoa, Chordata, Mammalia, Perissodactyla, Rhinocerotidae. The record is from RefSeq and is a predicted model, not a curated record. Bases 163 to 2562 code for a protein of 799 amino acids.
GCCCUGAUGGCUCAUUGAAGGAAGCUAGAAAGAGAAGAGCAGAGGGAACCCAAAGUGGCCCACUGAAGAGACGACAGCGCCCAGAGAGGAGGCCGAGGCCCACACUGCGACAGUCUGUGUACUCCCGUCCAGUCGCUUCUCCCCACCCGCAGGACCUCAGCAAUGGCAAUGGCAAUGGCACUGGCGAUCCUGCGGGACUGGUGCAAGUGGAGAGGCAUGAACGCACAGCGCUCCCUGCUCAUCCUGGGCAUCCCGGACGACUGCGAGGACCAGGAAUUCCAGGAGGCCGUGCAGGCUGCCCUGUGGCCCCUGGGCAGGUACCGAGUGCUGGGCCAGGUCUUCAGAAAGGAGCUGGGGACCAGCGUGGCCCUGGUGGAGUUUGCUGAGUAUUUAAAUCGAAGUUUGAUCCCCCAACAAAUACCGGGCAAGGGGGGACCCUGGGAUGUGGUCUUCCUGCCCCAGGCCCCUGAUUCUGAGUCACAAGAUAGACUCAAUGUCCCUGCACAGCCCCAGAGGCAAGCAGUGCCUGGCAGGGCAGGUGACGCAGCAGCUGCAGAUGUGGCAGGAGCUCCAGGUGAGGAAGGAGCUGCCGGUGAGGAAGGAGCUCCAUGUGAGGCAGGAUCUGCAGGUGAGACAGGAUGUGAAGGUGAGGAGGGAGCUGCAGGUGAGGAGGGGGAUGCUGGUGAGGCAGGAUCUGCAGGUGAGACAGGAUGUGAAGGUGAGGAAGGAACUGCAGAUGAGGAGGGAGCGGCAGGUGAGGAGGGAGCCCCACGUGAGGCAGGAGCCCCAGGUGAGGAAGGAGCCCCAGGUGAGGUGGGAGCCUCACGUGAGGCAGGAGGCGCCGGUGAGGAGAGAGCUCCAGGUGAGGAGGGAGCCCCAGGUGAGGUGGGAGCCUCCGGUGAGGAGGGAGCUACAGGUGAGGUAGGAGCCGCAGGUGAGGAAGAAGGUGCAGGUGAGGAGGGAGCUGCAGGUGAGGCAGGAGCAACAGCUGAGGCUGGAGCUGCAGGUGAGGAGGGAGCUACAGUUGAGGCUGGAGCUGCAGGUGAACAGGGAGCUGCAGGUGAGGAAGAGGCUGCAGAUACAGCAGGAGCUGCAGGUAUGUCAAAAUCCCGAGGCUGGACCCAGCAAUGGCGGGAGACCUUGCAGCCUCUGCUCGACAGCAUGGCCUACCAGGAACUGAGACCCUUUUCUGGGUCGGAAGAGCCACGCUGUGGAGAAGAUUCUUUUGAGAGCUGGCUGGACCAUACCAACGACAUGCUGUACCUGUGGCGCCACAUAUCGGAACCGGAGAGGAGGAGGAGGCUGGUGGAGAGCUUGGGUGGCCCCGCGCUGGAUUUCAUGUGCAGCCUCCUGGAAGAAAAUCCCGACAUCCCUGCACAGGACUGCCUGGCCGCACUGGUGCAAGCAUUUGGUAACAAGGACGCCCGGAUGACCGCACGGCUGAAGUUCCUGACUUGUGCCCAGAGGCCCCAGGAGACUCUCUUUAACUACGUGAUGCGCCUGGAGGGCCUGCUGCAGGCGGCCAUGGUGAAGGGGGCCAUCCAGGCCACCAUCGCAGACCAGCUGCGUGCCAGGCAGGUGCUGAUGCGGGCCCGCCCCAACGAGACGCUCCAGAACAAGCUGAGGAGGAUGCGCCUGGAGAGGAGACCGCCUGGCUUCCUGGGGAUGCUGCAGCUCAUUCGGGAGACUGAGGCAUGGGAGGCCGCCCCAGGUAUAAGUGAGCAGUUCCAAGUGGAAGAAGGGGCCCAUGUGGACAUUGGAGACCUAGUCGUCUCCCAGGCUGCACCAGCCUGUGAAUAUGUUGCCGCGGUCUCCUCAGCCAGUGAAGAUGCUGUCCGGGCUUCCCCGGCCCGCGAAGGUGCUGCCCGGGCUGCCCCACCCAGUCAAGGUGCUGCCUGGGCCACCCGCGAAGAUGCUGGCCAGGCUGCCCCAGUCAGUGAAGGUGCUGCCGAGGUCUCCCCAGGCCGGGAAGAUUCUGCCCAGGGUGCCCCAGCCACUGAAGAUGCUGUCCAGGGUGCCCUAGCCAGUGAAGAUGCUGCCCAGCGUGGCUCAGCCAACGAGGUCAUCACCGAGUGCACCCCUGCCACUGCAGAAGAAGCCAAGGCCUCCUCAGGUAACAAAGAUACCGCCGAAGCUGCCCUUUCCAAGGAAGACACUGCAGAGGCCGUCCCGGCCAAUGAAGAGGCCGAUGAGGCAUUUCCUGGUACAGUCCACCCUGGACAGGCUGCUUCUGACACCCGUGAUGCUGCCAAGGCAGCCCCUGACCGUGAGGAGACCACCAAGGCCUCCCCUGCCAUUCAGGAUGAUGAAAAUGCUCCCGCCCCUGCCAGCCUAGGUCAGGUGGGACCCUCAGAGGCCCCCAGGGGCCCCAACCCGGCCCAGAUGGGCUGUGCUUCUGGGGCAGGCCCAGGAGGUCCUGGCAUUGAGCCAGAGGGCAUUGCCCCGGCAGGAGACCAGGAGACCGAGGAGGCCCCCGAGGAGGAGUUCAAGCCCAUCCAGGAGGAGCCAGGAAACAAGGAUGGGGCUGGGGAGAUGAGCCCCCCCAAGUCCUCCUUGGGCUAA